Molecule: messenger RNA, 1351 nt
Organism: Morus notabilis
Lineage: Eukaryota; Viridiplantae; Streptophyta; Magnoliopsida; Rosales; Moraceae
Product: F-box protein At2g32560
Exons: 5
Coding region: 11-1246 (411 amino acids)
Molecular function (GO): protein binding
Source: RefSeq, a predicted model, not a curated record
UUUCCUCUUGAUGUCAAGCUCAAAACUUGGAAUCCCAUUUACUCCUAUGCUGUACUUUUUUAUAUCUUGUGUCCCCUUAAUCCUUCUCUCUGAGUUCUUUACUCACAAGGCACUGCAAUUAUGUGAGGGUGUUCUGAAACUUCUGUCAAUCUGGUUCUGUGGGAAGUUUUCCAGAUUUCUUCUAUCCUGGUUUGGCAAAAGCAGGACUAUUUUUUCUUCAAAUUUUCUCCAAGUCCCCAAGAUUAACCUUUCAUUGCAAAAGAUGACUUUUUGUUCAAGACUAGUUGAGAAUGUGGAGGAGAAAGAGUUGAUGAUUUCCCUUCUGGAUUUGCCUGAAUUGACAUUGGAAUGCAUUUUCGAGCGGCUUUCCCCGGCGGGUUUGUGCAGCAUGGCCGGGGUUUGCUCUUCUUUGAGGGAAAGGUGCAUUAGUGACCGUUUGUGGGAGAGUCAUUUGAAGCAGAAAUGGGGUAAAGUGAUUGGUGAUAGGGCUUACCGAGAAUGGCAAUGUCAUGUGGCCUCAAGGAAUGGAUCGAAUCUCGCAUAUCGGAAAACGAAAAAGGGAUUGUUCGAGUCUCUUCUUAGUGCACAGCCCUUUUCAUGGAUUAGGCCAAAAAUAGAAAAGAAUAGCAAGGUGAGGACUAAUUUGCCAGUUGAUUCAGUCAUGGCUUGGUAUCUUUCUCUUGAGAGUGGCAAGUUCUGGUUCCCGGCUCAGGUCUACAAUCGAGAGAAUGGUCACAUAGGAUUUAUGCUGUCGUGUUAUGAUGCUCAGCUUAGCUAUGAUUCGCGGACUGACACCUUUCAGGCAAGGUAUUCUCCUCACGGCCGGAGGACAGCAGAGGAAAAUAUAGGGUGGGAUAGGCUACGAGCGCCGCCGAUCGACACUCCUCCGUUUAUGCUACAUGCUUCUGAUUGCUUACAUGACUUAAAACCCGGGGACCAUAUCGAGAUCCAGUGGAGAAGAAACAAGGAAUGCCCUUAUGGUUGGUGGUAUGGUCUUGUUGGUCACUUGGAGCCCUGUGAUGGAAAUGAGAAUCACUGCCGUUGUUAUUACAGUGAUACAAUAGUGCUCGAGUUCAACCAAUACAAUCCUGGCUCCCGAUGGAGACGGACGACGAUAAAUAGGAAGGACCACCGCGAGGAAGGGAACGAAGCGAACGGGUUCUACGGCGGAAUUAGAAAGCUUUACAACGACGAGGAGGUUGUGAGGUGGAGGCGCUUUUGGCCUAAUCAAGCCUUGGAACAGUAAAGGUCGAUGAAAUUCCGUGAGUGAGUGCACUAGUUUUUUGCUCUUUGGUAGCAAAUGAAGAGUUUGUACCUUGUAGAGACAUUCUAAGGGAAGCCACUAUUAGAA